Molecule: messenger RNA, 2992 nt
Organism: Ceraceosorus bombacis
Lineage: Eukaryota; Fungi; Basidiomycota; Exobasidiomycetes; Ceraceosorales; Ceraceosoraceae
Source: the annotation of a GenBank genome assembly
AUGCUAAAGGCAAACCUCAGCGAUGGAUCAGGCUUCGAGCGAUCCGACGUGAGCGACAAAGAGGAGCAGACGGGCAGUCAUAUCUUCGGCUUGCGCUCCUCUUUUCCGGACAGCGGCCCUAGCCGGGCUCGAGCGAGUCUCAGGGCGGCAGUGAGAGAGCUGGAAGAUCGUUCUCUGCUUUCUGCUGCCUCUUGGUGCGUUGUAACAUCUUGCUAUUCGCUCACGUACACGUGCUGAUGGCUUCUACCGGCGCGACGCUGAGACUACAGGGCUCAGGAACUCCUUGCACAUGUGCCUAGAUCGCAAGACUUGCACUUCGACGAGCCGCAAGAUGCUGGUGAUGCGCCAUCGACGACCGCAAGAGCUGCUGGCACGACCCGUCGAGGGGCGCCAAGCUCCACCCCGGCCAGAUACACGCGCUCUGCCUUUCCUGUGCAUUCGACACCCGCUCUGGGAGGCAACAAUCUGGCCAGCUCGUCCACGCAUCUCCUGACGCCCAGUCAGGCUAGCAACGCUGCGGCAUCACCUGCAAAAGGCGCAGAUGAGAGCGGACGCUUCGCAUCCUUUCGUCUGCCUCCAUCUCCAUUGGCCAGGCCGUACUCUCCAUCAGACCAGGGCAGCGCUCAUGUCCACUUUGCCUCUUCCCAAGACACUUCGAGAUUAUCUAGCGUCGAUGCAGACUCGCUGGAGCGCUGGAGCAGCGCUGAUGUGAUGGACGACUACGAUGCGGACAAUUACGCUUUUGCGAGAAGUCUGUUCGGCUCCCAUCAGCUGGAGAGGUGUGCCUGGGUCCUCGAGAGCAGAAAGGUGCCGGGUGACAAGGCGAAAUUUCUGCGGCUGUACGCCAGCUUCUUGGUGGGUGUUGGCGGCGAGGGCCAGGGCGUGCUCAAUAUUGACAAGACCGCGCUGCACAGCUCGCUGAGCGACAUCUGGACACUGAAGCAGCUAUCAUCCCAGGUGAGAGUAAUGCAAAUGGGAAGCUGAUAGGCAGAAAGCUGACGAGUAAGGUGCACUGCAGUCGCUUCAAACAAGGGCAUAAGCGCAGAAACAGCAGACAGCUUGCUAAACAUUCUGCGCGAGCUCAUCGAUCCAAGCGAUGCUUUCCUGCUGUACUUGUACGUGCGGUCAGCAGAGCCCCGAUGAGAUUUUGGCAUCCUUCGCUAACGUGAGUUGCCUUUGCCCCGCAAAAUGAUUCAGGAAAGGAAUUCUGCUUCAAAAGUUUGGAAAGCGCAUCGAAGCCCUGGACUGUUUUGUGCGCAGUGUGGCAGAGUUUCCAUACUGUUGGUCUUCAUGGUUGGAGAUCAGUUCUGCACUUAAUCCUGAAAGCGAUGAGGUGAGUUGUCCGCAUUCGAGACCGUGCGUCGCUUGUCCUAAGUAUGAGGUCCGUGUGCACCGCAGCUUGGAGAAAUCGCCGAUCUCUUGCCAGAUUCCUUCAUGACUGCGUUUUUUGUGAGCCAUCACAGCCGCCACAUUGCCAGAAUUCAUCGCAGCACGAACGAUCCGCAACGCUGCGAAGCGCUACUGCGAUUAUUUCCCGGCAGCCCGUACGUCAUGAGCUGCAAAGCGCAUUCGCACUACGUGCUGGAAGGUGAGAAGCUAGAGGAGGUGAGAGAUCUCGAGGUGCGGCGACUCACUUCUCGCAUCGGACCCUUCGCAGAGUAUGCUGCAGCAGAGGUGCUGUGGAAACAGGCCCGGCAGAUUGAUCCCUACUGCAACGAAGGCUUGGGUGGCUACUCUAAUCUGCUCUUCGUGUUGAACAAGUAUGAAGAGCUCGCUCACCUCACCAACUCGCUGAUUGAGAGCGGACGCGACAGUGCAGAGAUAUGCUGUGCUCUCGGUGAGUCGCCCGGGCGGGCUUUGAUCGUGAGCAUCUGCUCACUCGUUUCAUUGCCUUGAACUGCAGCCAACUACCACACCUCUCGUGGCAACCAUCAUCGAUCUGUGCAGGCCCUGCAGAGAGCACUUCGGCUCGAUCCCUCUUGCGUCAACGCUUGGGUGCUGCUUGGUCACGCAUAUAUUGAGUUGCGGAAUGCUCAAGCUGCGACGGAAAUGUAUCGACGGGCGAUUGGUAAGUAUACCACAGCAUUCCCGCGACGAUGCGCCACGUUGAUUCAUCUCCUGGGUACACAGACAUUGCGCCACAUGACCAUCGAGCUUGGUACGGCCUUGGCUAUGCCUACGAGCUCAACGAGGCGCCACACUACUGUUUGCAUCAUUUCCAAAAAGCCUGCGCUUUAAAGUGGGUGGAGGGCGUGCACUGAGCCCGAUCGUACUCGGCUGACAAGCAAUCCUUUCCGCUGGCAGCCCGUUUCUUCCAUCCCUCUGGAUCGCGCAAGCCAAUUGCUACGAAAAACUUGGCAGGUUAGUCCGAAAUAUACAAAAAGGCUCGGCGCGCCCGCACUCAGCUGAGCACCUUCAGUUGAUUUGACGCAGAUCCCAGCAUGCCAUAUCGUGCUACAAGCGAGCACUCAGCGUCGGCUCUGCAAGCAUGGCGACCGUUGACCAGAUCAGCCACAUCGAGUGCAUCAUUACGCUUUAUGAAGCGGCAGGCGAUAUCCUUGCUGCAGCAACGUGGCACAAACGCAUUGUGGAGCUGGUAGAAGGAGCCAGAGAGAGUGCGGAUCCUUUACCUUUCGAGAGGUACGUCGCCAGCUAUGUUGUGGCGGCGCGGUGGGAAAUGGGAGACAUUGCUUCGGAGAAUCAGAAACGCAAGGAGAGAGAAGCUCUAUUGAACCCAAAUGCGUUGCGAGACAUCAAGAACUCUCAAAUCGCACGAGCGGGCGCCCAAAGAGACAAGGAUACGUCGGCUAUGGACCUAGAUAGUCAAGAUUUCCCACACCAAAUUCCAGACGCCGCGAUACCACAAAAGGAAGCGAAUCCGGCCCUUGCCAACGAGUACUUGACAAGGGUCAUCGCAGCCAAUACUGAGCACACUGCAGAAGCAGAGGACCUGCUGAAGAGGUUGGCCUUUUUGCCCGGCCCUCCCGUCUGA